GAUCAAACGUUUGUUUUACAACUUGCAAAAUAAAAUGUCUCAAUAUCACCUCUGCUAACUCUUCAUUCUGAUAUCGAUAUCAUGACCUCCAAGGAUGGUUUGUCCUGCCUUGAUUCAACCGUAGUCACACCUCAUGACAGCUUUGCAGUGCUCGUUGGUGUCAUCGGUGGUAGUGGGCUAUAUCAUCUUGAUAACCUGACUUUCGUGGAGAAAGUUAACCCAGAAACUCCUUGGGGAUACCCAUCUUCGCCCAUAACCAUUUGCUCGCUACCUUCAGGAUCCAAGAUCGCUUUCCUCGCUCGUCACGGGCAUCACCACUCGAUUGCACCCUCAGCAGUCCCUUCUCGCGCCAAUAUCGCCGCUUUGAAGUCUUUGGGAGUCCGAGUUAUUCUCGCAUUCAGUGCUGUCGGCUCUCUCCGCGAAGAAAUCACCCCAGGAUCUUUUGCCAUUCCUACCCAGAUCAUCGAUCGCACGAAAGGCAUACGUCCGGCUAGCUUCUUUGAGGGCACGAAGAUCGUCGCUCAUGCUGCUUUUGGUGAUCCAUACAGCAUGAAGUUGGCCCGCUGGCUGGAGGUGCGAGUAGAGAAGGCUCUUGCAGACGAAGGCCGAGGAGUGGUUCUCCACAGGGAUAGGUGCAUCGUUUGCAUGGAAGGUCCUCAGUUCUCCACCCGGGCCGAGAGUAUCAUGUAUCGAGCGUGGGGUGGAGAUCUCAUUAAUAUGAGCGCUUUGCCCGAGGCGAAGUUAGCUCGGGAGGCGGAAAUGAGCUACGCGUUAAUCGCAACUGCCACAGACUACGAUUCAUGGCGGCCUCAUUCUGAGGCAGUCACUGCUGCGGAAGUGUUCAAGACCCUGCAGGAUAAUGCUAAUACAUCGAGGCAUGUUGCAGCUGCUGUUCUUGAAGACCUUCACGCUGCCGCGUUGGAUGGGGACAUUCUGAGUGAAGAAAAGGGCAGCAUGCGUUUUUCCAUCAUGCCGAGAAGUGGCGAACAGGACCAGGAAGAUAUCAAGAAGCUGGCUUUCAUACUACCCGACUAUUUCACGAUAGGCGAUGUUGCUAACUAGAUGCUAUCAUCUUAGUGUUGGCCUAGAGUGGUGUGCAGAUUCACCUACGAUCUGGGUUUUCUUAAAUACCAUAUAUCUCCUUCAAAAAUCAAUCAUUUCACCGCCUGGCAAUCCACAUGUGGGAAGAGCUCUCGGCAGGUGUUGGCAUAGCAUACCGGCUUGAAAGUAGAUGCGAAGUAGUAAGACUACUAGUACUAGUUUGUUCUACCGAGUUAACUUUCUUCGGUAGUUAUUGUAAGGAUCCGAAUAAG
Molecule: messenger RNA, 1313 nt
Organism: Suillus clintonianus
Lineage: Eukaryota; Fungi; Basidiomycota; Agaricomycetes; Boletales; Suillaceae
Product: nucleoside phosphorylase domain-containing protein
Exons: 4
Coding region: 82-1062 (326 amino acids)
Biological process (GO): nucleoside metabolic process
Cellular component (GO): cytosol
Molecular function (GO): S-methyl-5-thioadenosine phosphorylase activity
Source: RefSeq, a predicted model, not a curated record